This is a messenger RNA of Callorhinus ursinus (northern fur seal), 3403 nucleotides long. Lineage: Eukaryota; Metazoa; Chordata; Mammalia; Carnivora; Otariidae. The record is from RefSeq and is a predicted model, not a curated record.
GGUUCCGGACUGGCCCGCGGAGGAGCGCGAGGAGGGGCGCGCACGGGAGGAGGAGGAGCGAGUGCCCCGCCGGCCGAGGUACAUUGAGCUGGACGUGUGUCCGCGAUGCUGCCCCACCCAGUGAUGUCCUUCCGGCGCCUGCUCUGUGCCGUGGCCUCCCACCGGCCCGCCCCCUUGAGAUGCGGAGGAAGGUGCCCCCUGCACACGGCCCCAGCCACCUGUUCUGACAGGAGUGCCCCUGUGUUCACCCGCGCCCUGGCCUUUGCAGACAGGAUUGCUCUCGUUGACCAGCAUGGCCACCACACGUACAAGGAUCUUUACUACCACAGCCUCCGCCUGUCCCAGGAGGUGUGCCAUCUCCUCAAGUGCACUGGCAGGGACCUCCAGGAGGAGAGGGUCUCCUUCAUGUGCUCCAACGAUGUCUCCUACGUGGUCGCACAGUGGGCCUCGUGGAUGAGCGGAGGCAUUGCUGUCCCCCUAUACAGGAAGCACCCCCAAGCUGAGCUGGAGUAUUUUAUCCGGGACUCCCGGAGCUCUGUGGUCCUUGCCGGCCAGGAGUACGUGGAGCUCCUGCGCCCACUGGUCAGGAAGCUGGGGGUCCCAUUGCUGCCUCUCCCGCCCACGGUCUACGGUGCGGCGACCGAGGAGCCUGGGGAGUGGGAGGUGUGGGAGCGGAACUGGAGAGACCGAGGCGCCAUGAUCAUCUACACCAGCGGGACCACAGGGAGGCCCAAGGGUGUCCUGAGCACUCACCACAACAUCAGGGCCAUGGUGACGGGGCUGGUCCACAAGUGGGCAUGGAGUAAAGACGAUGUGAUCCUCCACAUCCUCCCGCUUCACCACGUGCACGGCGUCGUCAACAAGCUGCUCUGUCCCCUCUGGGUGGGGGCCACCUGUGUGAUGCUCCCCGAGUUCAGCGCACAGCUGGUUUGGGAAAAGCUCUUAGGUUGUGAAACUCCACGGGUUAAUGUAUUUAUGGCAGUGCCUACAAUCUACGCCAAGCUGAUGGAUUAUUAUGACAGACAUUUCACCCAGCCUCAUGUCCAGGAUUUUGUCCGUGCAGUUUGUGAAGAGAAAAUUAGGUUGAUGGUUUCGGGAUCGGCUGCCCUGCCCCUGCCUGUGCUGGAGAAGUGGCAGGACAUCACAGGCCACACUCUGCUGGAGCGGUACGGGAUGACGGAGAUCGGCAUGGCCCUGUCCAACCCCCUGACCGCCACUCGCGUGCCAGGUUCUGUGGGGACCCCGCUGCCAGGCGUCGAGGUACGCAUUGUCUCAGAAAAUCCGAAGAAGGAGGGCUGCCCCUAUGUGCUCCACGCGGAAGGAAACGAAAAGGAGACGCAGGUGACCCCAGGGUUCAAGGAGAAGGAAGGGGAGCUCUUGGUCAGGGGGCCGUCUGUGUUCCGAGAAUACUGGGACAAACCAGAAGAAACGAAGCAUGCCUUCACCUGGGAUGGCUGGUUCAAGACAGGCGACACGGCUGUGUUUAAGGACGGCAGCUACUGGAUCCGGGGCCGCACGUCUGUGGACAUCAUCAAGAGUGGUGGCUACAAGGUCAGCGCCCUGGAGGUAGAGCGGAUGCUCCUGGCACACCCCAGCAUCACGGGGGCGUCCUGGCCCCGUAUGCUGUGCCCUCGGAGUUCCUGCUGGUGGAGGAGAUCCCACGGAACCAGAUGGGGAAGACCAACAAGAGGGACCUCGUCAGGCAGUUCUGCCCAGGCGACCAGGGUGCCCCGAGGCCAGGCACCAGUGAGCCGGCAUCUCUUUAAACUAGAACCCUACCUCAGAGGGAACCGAGCUGGGGCCGACAGAGGUGAGGUCCCAGGGCGAGACCUGCUCAGCCCCGGGCUGGCUUUCAGAUGGACCUCUGCUCCGUCCCCCCACCGCCACACCCACACUGGCGCCAUGCGGGCCCCACAGUGCCCACCAGUAUCCCCCAGGCAGCAGGUCUCCCAGCAAAAUUCAGUAAAGUCUCUGCAGAGAACACAAGCAUUGCCGUGGGGUCCGCGUGCCAGGCAAACAGCCCCAUAUGUGUACGCAUCACACAGCCUCGCAUCCACACACAUACAUGCUGGCUCCCUGAGGGCAUGACCCUUGGCUGGACAGCCCCAUGCCAUCCUGCACUCCACUCCCCAAGUAGAGCCAGGAACAGGUGCCCCGGGAGUUGGCCAUUGGCGGCUUGGUUAGCAGCCCGUUGGUGCCUUUGGUCCCCCUGGAGGGGCUCCUGCAGAGGCGUCAGCCGCCCUGAGGCUGAGCCUAUUGAAGGCAGUGGGCACAUCCAGGGUGCCUGGGGGUGCCUGCUGGGAGCAGAGGGGAGGCCGCGUGCAUGCCUGGUGCAUCCAGAUGGUGGAAGUCCACACCCACAUGUGCAGCCCCAGGGCAGCCUCGUUUCCACCUCAGUUUCCCUGUUCGUGUCAUGAGACUGGCCUUUCUGGCUCUGACCAAGGACUGAGGGCUUUGCUUCCUUGGGAGCCCAGUCCAUGGAGGUGGAGGCCCCAGCAUGGCCCCCACCCAAGACCUCCUGGCCCCCCCAGUUCCGCCACGGGCAGUGCCAGACAGCACUGAGGCUGAUGGUGGGACUGGGGCAGCCAAGGGUCAGCACAGGCCAGGCUGCCAUGCACCCACCGAUCACUUCCAUGUCCACUCUGGCAGGCACGCUGGCCUCAUGUCUAACACCCUAGUACCACGUCAACAGCACAGGGUCCCCGAUGGUCAGGGACUCACCCAGGCCCACAGCCAGCCCACGGCCCCUGGUGGCCAUGUUCGGAUUCUCUGUGUCUCCCCUCUGUGCCCUGGGCCUCCCCUGGAACCUUCCUCCCAGGAUGGACACCCGGCCAGGAGUCCUUGGUGCUGGGCCCUCAGUGUCAGGACAGAUGCCCCUUGUGUCGGGUGGGGGCUGAGUCCCCAUGAGGGCCCAGGGACUGGACUUUCCAGGUGUGUCUGUGCGCAGAGCCACCUGCCACCCUGGCCCCGGCCAACACAGGUGAGGCUGGGACACAUCCUCCCCUCGCAGCCCAGGGCGGGAGCCAGGUGCCCCCAAGGGAGGAAGUGGUGCGAGCGCUCCGGGGCCCGCUGAGGCCGGUGGUGCCAAGAACCAGGUCCUGGUGCGUGAAGCCUGGCGUUCCCGUCGGUGGAGGCGUGUUGGAGACAGACUGUGCUCCCGUUUGUUGGAGGAGAGCAUCUCCGUGGAAAACAGAGCAGGGUCUGACAGGUGGAAGCAGCUGACGUUGGGGGGCACGCACCACGCCCGCACCUACACCGUACUUGCAGUGCCCCCCAGCCCCUGGGCUGAGCAGGCCGGGUCAUAAGUUCCUUCGAGAACCCCUGGAAUCAGCUCAUGCUUUGAAACUCCAGCUCCUUUUCUGUUUUAUGUUGAGUUUCUACAUAAAAAGGUUUUUGAAAAAGA